AUGCGGGAGGCGCUGGAGUCGCCGAGGUCAAAGGUGACACUGGCCAGCCUGGCUUACUCCGCCAACAUGGGACCCGGCACCGGUUUCCGACUCGCCAACGACGAUCUGUUCCGGAGCGCCAAGGGCGUGAGUCGCCGGCGGCUUGUGGAGACUUACGGCGACCUGGAGGUGGUCGGUGCCACGGCAGCCGCGGAGACUGACCUGUCUGGUCAACUCACGGGCAACGUUUACGGACGCGUCGCUCUCGGGCUGGAAGAAGACAUCCCUGACCCGGACGCGUGCCAGACACCUAUUUCAGAGAUGUUGGAGAUCGCGAUAAGAGCAGAGAAUUAUGACGUCAGCGACGAGCGCAUUGAGAACAAAGACGGCCGCCGACUUGUGUACAUAGAUCCUGACACUCACCUCGCCUCAUUGGCGUAUCGUGUGGAGUUUUUCUAUGCCGGUCAGCGAGUGGUCAGUCGGCCCGCGUACUUCAUCGACGCCUGUAACAGGUCUGUCCUACUUCACUUUGACCAGAUACAGAACGUGAGCGUCGCGCGUGACUCGAUGGGAGCACAAGCGUGUGCAUGUAACCCCAGCGCCGCCGGGAUAGGAGGGAACCCAAAGACUGGCCGGAUCGAGUACAACAAAGACGGACGGUGUUUGGCUGUGCAGGUCUCGGGUACCACAUGCACGAUGUCCAAUACGUAUGGCUAUGUCGUCGACAACCAGCAGACUAGAGACCGCUUCCGGACAAGACCUGUGCGCUUCACCUGUCGAAAUGGCUAUUCCGAUCCUGUUAACGGAGCAUUUGGCGUAGCGUCAGAUGCAUUUUACUUUGGCACCAUCACGGGAAGGUUGUAUGUGGAAAAGUAUGGCAUCAGAGCGCUCCCGUACCCACCCCGCAUUGUUAUUCACUACGGCUCCUGCUACCAAAAUGCAUUUUGGGAUGGCACGGAUAUGUACUUCGGAGACGGCUGCUCAACUUUGUAUCCACUUGUUAGCCAGGACAUAGUCGCUCACGAGCUCGCUCACGGCAUCACGAGCAGAAACAGCCGCCUCUUUUACUCGCUUCAAUCAGGAGGCAUCAAUGAAGCCUUUUCCGAUAUUUCUGGGGAGAUAGCCGACAAGUUUGGCCACGGCUCCAACGACUGGAUGGUUGGCUACGAACUGUAUAAAAGAGAUAGACCUCUGCGCUACUUCAUCAACCCCCCAGACGACGGUCGGUCCAUCAGCCACGUGCGAGAUUACAGCAGCUCUCUGGGCGUUCACAGCACCAGCGGUAUCUACAACCACGCCUUCUACCAGAUGGUAGCCAUUGAGGGCCUGCCAAUCUACCACGCUUACAAGUGUUUCCUGGACUCUAACCUCCAGUGCUGGCAGUCACUGACACAGUUCUGGGAGGGAGCCUGCUGCGUGAUGCAGAUGUGUUAUGACAACGGUUAUGAUGUCAUUAAGGUACGGUCGGCCUUCUCCAGGGUGGGCAUCUACCUGUUUCGGUGCGACUUUGACGGGUUUUCGUCUAUCGUAAAGUCUGGCGAGACGAGACGAGAGAUCUUGGUGUCGGCGACACGUAACCCCAUUCUGGCGGUGGAGAACGCGGGCGAUGGCCGGGUGUCUGUCACAGCUGAGGCGCAGGAUCUCUUCUCGACCGUCGAUAUCGAAGUGGUGGAAGACGCCGGAGGGGAAGUCGUGUUGGUCUCCGGAUCGGGUUCCGUGGAUGUGGAGAGUGAGCUGGAUACGGUCUACGUCAGGCUUUCGUCUCCUAAGGCGGAUGAUGUUAAAGUUGAUAUGAAGGUCGCUUAA
Molecule: messenger RNA, 1785 nt
Organism: Aplysia californica (California sea hare)
Lineage: Eukaryota; Metazoa; Mollusca; Gastropoda; Aplysiida; Aplysiidae
Product: elastase-like
Exons: 1
Coding region: 1-1785 (594 amino acids)
Biological process (GO): proteolysis
Molecular function (GO): metalloendopeptidase activity
Source: RefSeq, a predicted model, not a curated record